Messenger RNA from Scutellospora calospora, 523 nucleotides. NCBI's taxonomy places the organism in Eukaryota, Fungi, Glomeromycota, Glomeromycetes, Diversisporales, Gigasporaceae. The record is from the annotation of a GenBank genome assembly.
GAAAUUCAUGCUAAACGUAUUGUUUAUGGGAUUAAGAUGAUGUUUGGUGUAGAUUUUGCAUGGGAAGUUGUUAGUGUUGAUGGAAAUGUCGGUAGACUAGCACGACGGGCUAGAAAAAGUCAUAUCGAAGGAGCAAUUCAUCAAAAUAACGUAAAACUUCAUUAUGAUUCUUAUAAAGAUCCUGUCGAAUUAUUGCUGGAAAAUUGUAAGAAAUCUCCUUGCCGAAAAUUUUGCGAAUCUGGUUAUUGCCCUUUUGGUCUAAGUUGUAAAUACUCUCAUGUUCCAUAUGGAGUUGAUUUCUCUAUUAUUGAUCCCCAUUUAUACUUGGCUCAAAAUCCUAUCCUUCUUCAACAACAACGUCCUCAAUUAUUUACAAAACAACAAGGUGGGCAAUCAUUACAACAAAAACCAAUACCAAUGUUUAAAUAUAAACUUCCGUCUGGUAUAUCGUUAAGAGAUUUGCCACCAUCACUUAGACCUCCUCCACCAAUGGGAUAUGAUUUCUCAAAAGCUGCACAAUGGG